Molecule: messenger RNA, 3631 nt
Organism: Sesamum indicum (sesame)
Lineage: Eukaryota; Viridiplantae; Streptophyta; Magnoliopsida; Lamiales; Pedaliaceae
Source: RefSeq, a predicted model, not a curated record
GAAUAGAUAACUACAUUACAGCACCAGUAAUUUUGCAGAUUUGCAAAAGCUUUCCGCCCAACUUUUUACUUUUGUCUCUGUAACCCACAAAGGGCAAAUGUUCUCCCGCCCCCACCCUAAUUUUACCAAUCAAUACAAUCAAUCUCUUCCAUAAACGAUACACACAGGUGUUAUAUAUAUAAAUAUAUAGCACGCACCCGGACACGUUGCCCUUACUGUUUCUUCCUCAGUUCCACUCAUUAUUAUUUCUGCUUUCUCCUUUAUUAGGGAUUAUAAUUUGGGAACGGAGGACUAAUCGUUAUCCUUAAAGAUUAGGGACCCGGGGGGAUAUUACAUGAAUUCUUGUUUUUUCUCCGUAAUUCGCUGAUGAUUUUGCGGUACCCAUUUCGUUUUACGGAUCUUCCCGCUUCAGAAACCCUAGAAAGUUGUAGGACAAGAAUUAGUUGGGCGCGUUCACAUGUCUUAGAUUUUGCUUUGACGGUUUGACUUGUGUGUUUUCGCUUCUGAGAGUUUGUUUUUUUUUUUUUUUUUUUUUUUGCAUUUAGUCGCUUUGUUCGGGUUAUUGAGGUUGGAAGGUUAUCUUGGGGGUUUUUUAUAGCCAUUCAAGAGGAUAUUUAUUGCUUGGUUGUGGUUUUGGAGUGAAAGAUUUUCUGGGUUUUGUUUAUUUGAGCAGAAAAUCUUGAAAUGGAUGGAUAUGGAGGUGGGGGAAGUACGCAAGAUUCAGCCGGGCUUCAGGAUCUUAGGCCGUUUGGUACAAAUUCGUCAGGGAAUGCUGUAUUUGAUGCUUCACAGUAUGAAUUCUUUGGUGGCGAUGUGGUGGAGGAAGUUGAGCUCGGGGGAUUAGAAGAUGAAGAGGAUAAUCUUCCUCCGGUUGGGCUCGAGGAAGAAGAAUUUCAAUUUGAGAAGGAGGAGGGAGAUGUUUUGGGAUCGCUAUCUGACAUUGAUGAUCUUUCAAGCACGUUUUCAAAGUUGAACAAAGUUGUCAGUGAGCCAACCAGUGGAGGAGUCAAUAGAGGCUGGGGAUCCAGAGAAAGUUCAUCUGCUGCUGAGUUGGCACAAGAUGCGGAUUUCGCUAAUUGGUUUGAUCAGCGUGCUUUUGAUGCCGAAGUUCAUGAAAGCAAAAAAUGGUCCUCACAUCCAUAUGCCUCUCCGCCCCAUUUUAUGGGAACCAAUUCGUUGCACCGGACAUCGUCAUACCCUGAGCAACAGCAGCAGUAUCCACCACAGCAGCCAAAGCUACAUCAUAACUAUUCUAGUGAACCAAUACUUAUUCCAAAAUCUUCAUUCACUUCAUAUCCACCCCCUGGUGGCAGAUCUCAGCAAGCUUCACCAAGUGGCCAAUCUAGCCAUCUUAAUAUUCCAUAUCACCCACCGAUUGCUUCGCCUAAUCUUUCUCCUUUCUCCAGUUCUCAGGUUCAUUUGAAUAACUUGUCUCAUGGACCACAGUUUGGUGGAAAUUUGCCUCAGUUACCUCAUGGUCUCCAAGUUAAUAGUCAACUCCAGAACCAAUGGGCGAGUAGGAGUAGUUUAUACCCUGGGAAUCAUUCUGGCCAUCCAAACAAUUUUUCACCCCAACAGUUAUCCCAUCAGAAUGGUUUACUGCCAGCACAGCUGAUGCCACCCCAGCAUUCCCAGCAAACAAGAAUGCAGAAUCCAUAUCAGUCAUCCUUUAGCCAUUUAUCAGGGGUGCAGUCUCAACUAUUCAAUCCUCACCUACCUCCAUCACCACCUCUGAUGAACAACUUCGAUAUGCUUGGGUUGCCAGAUUUAAGAGAUCAGAGAGCUAUGUCACUGUUGCGAAGUAGACAAGGGAUGCGUUAUCCUCAUCAGGGCUCUGAUUCUGGCAGCCAGAAAAGCGACAGCGGGUGGCCAAGGUUUAAAGCGAAGUACAUGACCGAAGAUGAGAUUGAAAAUAUUCUCAGAAUGCAGCUUGCAGCUACUCAUAGCAAUGAUCCUUAUGUUGAAGAUUACUACCAUCAAGCUUGCCUAGCAAGAAAAUCUGCUGGUGCUAAGCUGAGACAUCAUUUCUGUCCAACUAAUUUGAGGGAUGGUUCUUCCAAAGCUCGUGCAAGCAAUGAGCCACACCCAUUUCUCCAGGUCGAUGCUCUUGGAAGGGUUUCCUUCUCCUCAAUACGCAGGCCGAGACCACUUCUUGAAGUUGAAUCCGCUAAUUCAUCUGGUAGUGGCUGUGCUGAAUCAAAACUUUCUGAGAAGCCUUUGGAACAGGAGCCUAUGCUUGCAGCGAGGGUGACUAUUGAGGAUGGACUUAGCCUCCUACUUGAUAUUGAUGAUAUUGACAGAUUCUUACAAUUUAAUCAGUUUCCAGAUGGUGGGGGCCAGUUGAGACAGAGGAGACAGGUUCUGCUAGAAGGUUUAGCAUCGUCUCUUCAGCUUGUUGACCCACUAGGCAAAAAUGGCCACACUGUGGAUUUAGCUCCCAAAGAUGACCUUGUGUUCCUAAGGAUAGUUUCUCUUCCCAAGGGCAGGAAGCUCCUUGUGAGAUAUCUACAACUUCUUCCCUUCCGCAAUUUGAGGUUCUUAUUCGGUAACCUUCCUUCUGAUACUGGAGCGUCUGCGACAACUAGCAAUCUUGCAAAGACUGUGUCAGCCUGUGUCCAAGUUAUGGAGCUUAAAGCUCUUGCUGCCUGUCUUGCAUCAGUCGUGUGCUCAGCUGAGCAUCCUCCACUGCGUCCCAUCGGGAGUCCUGCCGGAGAUGGAGCUUCUGUUAUUCUUAAAUCUGUACUUGAGAGGGCAACCGAGCUGCUUACAGACCCACAUGCUGCUGGAAAUUGCAGCCCGCCUAACAGGGCAUUUUGGCAGGCCUCUUUUGAUGCAUUUUUUGGCCUGCUCACGAAGUACUGCUUUAACAAAUAUGACUCUGUUGUACAGUCGUUUCUCAGUCAGGGCCCAUCUGAGGCAACCAUUGGGGCUGAUGUAGCCAAAGCGAUUAGUAAGGAAAUGCCUGUUGAGUUAUUGCGAGCGAGCCUUCCGCACACAAGCGAGCAACAGAGGAAACUACUCCUAGAAUUCGCACAACGAUCUAUGCCUGUGUUGGGUUUUGGUGGUCAGAGUGGAGGAAGCGCUCAAAUGAACCCAUAAUGUUGUGAAUCAAGAGGCCUUAUAUUGGUUUCACUUGUUGUUGUUGGAUCUUAUAGGGGAGGAAGCUUGGUAUAAGGUAAGCCCCGAGCAGAGAAAAUGCUGGCGAUAGCUAGUAGAAAUUUGGUUUAUUUUUGGAGCAUUAGAGUCAUCAACGUCUUCAUUGCCCUGGCACAUGGUGGAAGGAAUUUUAAGUUUGCCAUCAUAUGUGUUUUUAAUUACGGUGAAGGGGUGUGAAAUCAGGUGGUUGUGAGUUGGGGAGCUUUAUUUUGAUGCUCUGUGGUGGGCGUCCCUGAAUAGUAGUAAUGGGGACUUGUUUAGAGAGUUUAGACAAAGAGUUGCCAAAGAUAAUAUGUCAUCUUUAUCCCGAAGCUUUUGUUGGAUGGGAAGGUACUAUUAGCUAUAUAUACUGUCUGAUAAAGAAGAAGUAUCAGCGUUUGCUUUCGCAUUGUUAAAUUUUCAUUUUCCGGAUUGAAAUAAUGUGAGUUGUGGUAAGUUUUUGUUGUCAAAGAGCUGUUGAGUUAAUUGUCUUGAA